UAUAUGCUGCAUUUUAUUUGCAUUUAUAUUCAUGAAAGUGAAAUAAUAGUUUGAAUUUCAGGUGACCUCACCUAGGGUCCCAAACCCAAGGUUGCAAACUGCCCUAAAGGGUGGUGGUCCAUAUGCAGGAGGCCCUACGGUAGUCCCUACUGUGGCCACUAUGCGCAGAUGUGUUAUGAAGUACUGGAAAGAUUCAUAUUUAAUGGACAGAAAAAAACAGUGUAUUGGUCAGAAUGGUAAUAAACAUGGGUGUGUGGUUCAAUUCUGUGCCAGUACAAUAUAAAAGUAUGGCAGAAAUUCAGAGCUGCUCCUCUGUUUACAUAAGAUAAGAGUGAUGGAGCGCAGAGGGGAACUGCACUCAGUUGAUUUUAUGUGACUUCUCUUCUAAUGAUGAUAAAUGGACUCCGUGGAGUUUCAUUGUAAUGUUUGCAAAGAAAAUAUGGGAAAGUCUGGUUUCCUCAGGCUCCUGAAAGUCCACCAUUAUUCUUGUAAAGUAAAAAACAACACUUCGUCUCUCUCCUCUCUCUCCUUACUGUAUACUGAACUGUAUGUUAAGAUGACACUCUGUCCCUGUGGUUAGCCUGACACAAAAUAGGCAUGGUGACAGAGAGUAGCAUGCAAUCUGAACGUUAUCAGUGUAUGGAAUAAUGGACGUCUGACGUACAGAUGUAUGUGUGUUUGUCUGUAUGUAUUUCUGCAUGAACGGAUGGAUGUAUGUUUUUACUGUAUGUGUGUCUGUGGAUGGAUGGAUGGAUGGAUGGAUUGACCAAUUAAUAUAUGGGAAAUGGAGUCUGUAUCCCCCCCCCCACUACCACCCCCAACACAAAGAAAACACAGUUACCACAGCAACCUUUAUAAUCGACUUGAUAAUUUUAGCUUUCAAGCUAAAGCUUUUAACCUUUUUGAACGUCUCCACAGGAGGAAAUGCUGGUCCAUGGUGCUCUGCAGCUCUAUAAUCAAGCAAAAAGUGACAGAAUGGCAGAAUUUCUACAGGUUUGAACAACAUGAAAGGAAGCAUCGGUGGUAUUAAACGUACACUUUGAGCUGCCUUUUAUGCAUCACUUUGCUGAUUGGAACAGCCUAGAAAUGCAAAGAGAGAGAAGGGAAAGGAGUCGGAGGAGGGGAGAGUGCAACAUGUAUACAUGACGUCUCCUAUUGGACAUCAAAGAGGAAAGGGUCAUCCAGCUGAGCUUCUCCAUUACAGUUACAUUAAGCUUCCAUUACUGAGACAAGUGUAGAAGAAACAGAAGUAAACAAUGGAAGAAAACAAAGAGGCGGAGCUGUUGCAGUCCGCUGCUGCGCUCAAAGCUUUUCUGUUGAAGAACAGCACGAAAAGCAACCUGAACCUCUACGAUCACCUCACCCAUGUGCUGAUGAAGGUGAUGGAUGAGCAGCCAGAAAAUGCGGUGGAUGUGAUUGAAGACAUCAGCCGUGAUGUGAAGCGAAGUAUGUACGUAGACAAGCAGAGCACCCUGCAGGACGUUCCGGAGACCACGCCGGCCGAGCUGCUGGCCGAGAAGCAACGGCAGGUGGUUUUGGGCAACCAAGACGCAGAAGACCUGUUGUGUGUAAACUAG
This is a messenger RNA of Cynoglossus semilaevis (tongue sole), 1577 nucleotides long. RefSeq names its product radial spoke head protein 4 homolog A-like. The coding region runs from base 1257 to 1577 and encodes 106 amino acids. The transcript has 2 exons. The record is from RefSeq and is a predicted model, not a curated record. NCBI's taxonomy places the organism in Eukaryota, Metazoa, Chordata, Actinopteri, Pleuronectiformes, Cynoglossidae. Gene Ontology annotation, biological process: cilium assembly; cilium movement involved in cell motility; axoneme assembly. Gene Ontology annotation, cellular component: axoneme; radial spoke.